UUUUUUUUUGUUCUGAGUUAUUUUGGGUGAUUUAGUUUGCAGGGAACAUAUCCCAGCUGCAGGCUGUGCCGGAGGGAUGCGGCAGCUUCCUAGAACGGGGUGAAUUCACCAGAAGUAUUCGAUGCUCCAGCUGAUGCAUCUGAAGUGCUGUGCCAUCUGGAGCAAAAAUUAAAUACUAAUUUGGCCCCUGGCCCGGAAAAAUAACAACCCUGUGUCCUGCUAAGAACUGGCAGUGGAAGGAUAGAGCCCCUGACAGAAGAACUGCUUGGGGGCAAUGUGGAAGGAGCCCAAAAUGCACUAAUUAAGCCUACCCAUGAGCUCGGACUUCCAGCAUUACAGUUUCAGGAUGCCGAACAUCGGGUUCCAGAACCUUCCUCUCAACAUAUACAUCGUGGUUUUCGGCACGGCCAUCUUCGUCUUCAUCCUCAGUUUGCUCUUCUGUUGCUACUUGAUCAGGCUCAGGCACCAGGCACACAAAGAGCUUUACGCCUACAAACAGGUUAUACUCAAGGAGAAGGUGAAGGAGCUGAACCUCCACGAGAUCUGCGCCGUGUGCCUGGAGGAGUUCAAGCCCAAGGACGAGCUGGGAAUCUGUCCCUGCAAACAUGCCUUCCACAGGAAGUGCCUCAUCAAGUGGCUGGAGGUGCGGAAGGUGUGCCCGCUGUGUAACAUGCCGGUGCUGCAGCUGGCACAGCUCCACGGGAAGCCGGAUCCCGGCCCCCCCCAGGGCCCCCUGCCCGGGGCCCAGAACAUCGUAUAGUGCCCUCCGGGGCCGGGCCGGGGCCGCUCCCGCCCGCGGCACUCGGACACAGCCAAAGCACCGGGGACGCAGCCGGGGAGCCCCAAAUCCCGACGGAUGAAGGGCCUGACCCUCGAGCCCAGGCUCGGUUCCUCUGCCGGGGUGAGGAGGGGGCUCGGGAUCCUCAGCACCACAUCCUUCUUCCAGCACACCCCUUCUCCAGCGCCGCGGCCGCCGGGAAGCAGCGCGGUGGCACCUGGAACGCCUCGACGUCCUCCCCCAGCUCUCGGUGCCUCCCGCGCCCGCCGACGGUGCCCCAAACACUGGGGGGACCCUGGAGCACCACGGCCGGUUCUUGCUCCCUCCUCUUUGCCUUUGGUUCCUUUGCCUUUGCCAUUCCCACCAGGAAAUGGGGUCUGCCCCCCGGGAUCGUGCGGUUGGGUGCCCCCUCAGCGCCGGUGUCACCCCCGGGGGGCAGCGGGUGGUGGCUGUGUGGGGUCUGCUGGGUUUGGAUUCCCCACCCGCCCUGCCUGGGGGUGGUUGUCCCCCUCCUCGGCUACCUCAGGAGUCCCUGGAAUGGGCACCAUCUUGGUGUCACCCAAUAGCAGUGAGAGCCAUGGCAUGGAGGGGGCAGGCAAAAAUCCUGGCUUUUGGGAUCAUCCCAUUGCUUCCAGCCUGGCCCUGGGGGUCUCUGGGCAGCCCCCCAAACCCACCAUUCUCAUGGUGGGGAGCUGGGCCACCCCCUCACCUCUCCAGCCACAGAUCCGGGUGUCCCCCGCCAUCCUCACAACUCGUAUUCCCUGGAUUUUGGGGAGGGGGGGGUGUCAGUAUUACACGGCAGCGGCUUUCCCGGGUGCAGGGCUGGGGGUGCUCCGGGUGCCGUCCCCCCAUCCCGUAAAUUCCUCCCAGGACUGUUUAUGGAGCGUGGAGCCUCAUAGACGUGUUUGUACACUACGGAUUCUGCAGCAGAAUAUUUUUUAAAACAUUCGCUGUUUUGGUUUUUGUUUUUUUUCCUCUUGUUCGUUUGGUUUUUUUGUAAGCUCUAUUUUUGUAUAUUUAAUUGCUAUUUGGAAAUUCUAAUAAUGCGUCUUUUUUGCUAAUCACACUCUUCUUAAGGAAAGGAAAAAAAAACAUACAAAAAAAACCAACAAAAAAACAAACAAACCAAGAGUUCGCAUGUGAUUUGACUUGAAAUGUAAAUAAAAGCAGGUUUUGGAAGCG
Molecule: messenger RNA, 1960 nt
Organism: Pipra filicauda (Wire-tailed manakin)
Lineage: Eukaryota; Metazoa; Chordata; Aves; Passeriformes; Pipridae
Gene: RNF24
Product: ring finger protein 24
Exons: 7
Coding region: 314-760 (148 amino acids)
Cellular component (GO): endomembrane system
Molecular function (GO): ubiquitin protein ligase activity; zinc ion binding
Source: RefSeq, a predicted model, not a curated record